AUGGCAGUGCCUUUUACUCGCCUGGCCCAUGGCGCCAGGAGGGUGUGCGCGCGACCGCCGUCGAGGAUCGCCUCCCUGCGCUGUCUGUCCACCACCCCAGCGCGCAGAAUGGCCACACCUGCUGAGCCUCCCAAUCCGAUCGAACAAACGAACAAGUCGAUCCCACCGCACGAGGGUACACGUCUUGUCCCCGUCGACCCCAGCUUCGGUCAUCCAGUCAACCCGGAACAGCUCAGCUUCAACACCCCCAACGAAGAGGGAGACACCCCCGAGCAGCGCAAGAUCCGCCACUAUACCGUCAACUUCGGCCCUCAGCAUCCUGCCGCUCACGGUGUGCUACGGUUGAUUCUGGAACUCAAUGGCGAGGAGAUCGUGCGCGCGGAUCCUCACGUUGGAUUGCUACACCGUGGAACAGAGAAGUUGAUCGAGUACAAGACAUACAUGCAGGCCCUGCCAUACUUCGACCGCUUGGACUACGUCAGCAUGAUGACCAACGAGCAGUGCUUCUCGCUUGCUGUUGAGAAGCUGCUGAACAUUGAGAUCCCAGAAAGAGCAAAGUGGAUUCGGACAUUGUUUGGAGAAAUCACCAGAGUCUUGAACCAUCUCAUGUCGGUGCUGUCUCACGCCAUGGACGUUGGAGCACUUACACCUUUCCUGUGGGGGUUUGAGGAGAGAGAAAAGCUGAUGGAGUUCUACGAACGUGUCUCUGGCGCUCGCCUGCACGCGGCAUACGUGCGUCCAGGUGGUGUAUCUCAGGAUCUUCCCGUGGGUCUUCUCGACGACAUCUAUCAAUGGGCCACCCAGUUCGGUGACCGCAUUGAUGAAACCGAGGAACUCCUUACGGACAACCGUAUCUGGAUCGGCCGAACCAAGGGUGUCGGCGUCGUUCCAGCUGCCGACGCACUGAACAUGUCCUUCUCUGGUGUCAUGUUGCGAGGUUCGGGUAUCCCAUGGGAUGUUCGCAAGUCACAGCCAUACGAUGCAUACGACCAAGUCGAGUUCGAUGUACCUGUUGGUGUCAAUGGCGACUGCUACGAUCGCUACCUGUGCCGCAUGGAAGAGUUCCGCCAAUCAUUACGCAUCAUCCACCAAUGCUUGAACAAGAUGCCAGCUGGACCCGUCAAGGUAGAAGACUACAAGAUCUCUCCGCCACCUCGUGCUGCGAUGAAGGAGAACAUGGAGGCGUUGAUCCACCACUUCCUGCUCUUCAGCAAAGGAUACACUGUUCCACCAGGCGAGACCUACUCCGCCAUCGAAGCGCCGAAGGGUGAGAUGGGCGUCUAUGUGGUUUCAGACGGCAGCGAACGACCCUACCGAUGCAAGAUCCGAGCUCCUGGUUUCGCCCACUUGGCUUGUUUCGACCAGGUCAGCAGAGGACAUUUGCUUGCCGAUGCUGUCGCCAUUAUUGGAACCAUGGAUUUGGUGUUUGGCGAGGUUGACAGAUAA
Molecule: messenger RNA, 1446 nt
Organism: Zasmidium cellare ATCC 36951
Lineage: Eukaryota; Fungi; Ascomycota; Dothideomycetes; Mycosphaerellales; Mycosphaerellaceae
Exons: 2
Coding region: 1-1446 (481 amino acids)
Biological process (GO): mitochondrial electron transport, NADH to ubiquinone
Molecular function (GO): NADH dehydrogenase (ubiquinone) activity; NAD binding; quinone binding
Source: RefSeq, a predicted model, not a curated record